AUGUUCCACAACAGCUACCAGGCAGGCUUCUUGUCGAUCCUUUACAGCAUCGGCUCGAAGCCGCUGCAGAUUUGGGACUCGCAGGUGCGCAACGGUCACGUCAAGCGCAUCACCGACGAGGACAUCCAGAGUAGUGUGCUGGAGAUUAUGGGGAGCAAUGUUAGCACGUGCUACAUCGUCUGCCCCGCCAACCCGAAGCAGACCCUUGGCAUCAAGCUGCCGUUUCUCGUCAUGAUUAUCAAGAACAUGAAGAAGUACUUCUCCUUCGAGGUGACCAUCCUGGACGACAAGAACAUGCGCCGUCGCUUCCGCGCCAGCAACUACCAGAGCACAACGAAAGUGAAGCCGUUCAUAUGCACUAUGCCGAUGCGCCUCGAUGAGGGCUGGAACCAGAUCCAGUUCAACCUAUCCGAUUUCACGCGCCGCGCCUACGGCACGAACUACGUCGAAACACUGCGGGUGCAGGUGCACGCGAACUGUCGCAUCCGCCGUCUGUACUUCAGCGACCGCCUAUACGCCGAGGAGGAGCUGCCACCGGAGUUCAAGCUGUUCCUGCCCAUCGCCCAGCAGCCUCCGGCGGCGGCGGCGGCGGAGCAGAGAGACAUGGAAGCCGCCGACGUGCCGCAGGCUGCCUCUGUGGCCCAGUGA
Molecule: messenger RNA, 648 nt
Organism: Leishmania mexicana MHOM/GT/2001/U1103
Lineage: Eukaryota; Euglenozoa; Kinetoplastea; Trypanosomatida; Trypanosomatidae
Exons: 1
Coding region: 1-648 (215 amino acids)
Biological process (GO): cilium assembly; regulation of cilium beat frequency involved in ciliary motility; positive regulation of cell motility
Cellular component (GO): motile cilium; ciliary basal body
Source: RefSeq, a predicted model, not a curated record